Molecule: messenger RNA, 795 nt
Organism: Tripterygium wilfordii
Lineage: Eukaryota; Viridiplantae; Streptophyta; Magnoliopsida; Celastrales; Celastraceae
Exons: 3
Coding region: 1-795 (264 amino acids)
Source: RefSeq, a predicted model, not a curated record
AUGACGUACAAGAUUCCCAUCAAUGAGAGAUUUGGUGCCAAGGUUCUUUCAUUUUCAAAGUUAUAUGAAACAAUAAGCGAUAUCAAAAGUAAACUGAGCGAAGAUCAGCUGACUUUGUUUAGGGGAUCUUGUUUUGGUGCGUUCUUACAACUGAAAAACAUUAAAUGGGCUCCACAGAUUGUACACCAACUCAUUCUUAGGCAAAUACAAUCAAAAGAGCAUGAAAAAAAAGGGAAGUUGGUGUUUUUGAUUGGUGGAAAAGAAUCUAGUUUUUCAAUAAGGAAAUUUAACCUCAUAACUGGACUGAGGUGUCACUCCCUACCAGACAUCUCAUUAUAUUUGAAAGAGAUGGAGAAUUCUGGUGAACCUAGGGUGGGUAGAGAUGUUAAGCUAUUGAUUGAUGUUGAUUUGUUGAAUCUGGUCAAUUAUCUUGAUAUGUUCAACAAGUACCCAUGGGGAACUUUGUCAUACAAGAAAACAAUACAGUCUCUGACUAAUUGUCUUGUUGGAAGGUCCGACAAAUUUAAGGCUAAGCAGAAUGAUUAUGAAUGGUACAAUCUACUGGGUUUUUCUUGGGCUUUCCAACUAUGGGUAUAUGAGGUUAUUCCCAGUAUUGCAGAAAAUUUUGCAAACUGUGUUGAUCUGAAUUUGCUACAUAGAAUGUUGAAGUGGUCAUCAACUAGGGCACCAAAGUCGAAGAUUGUCAAUGAUAUACUAGAGGCGGAUGAGGUUACAGUCUUUGAAAUGGUCAACACGCACUUAGAAAGUGAGCAGGAGUACACAUCUAAUUGUUAA